AUGCUCUCUUUCCUCCGCAGUCUCUGCUGCCUGGGCUCCUCGCCCUCCUCGCCGACCACCCCUCUGCCGCCGCCGCGCCCUCAUGCCGGCCCGCGUCCUGGCCCGCGUCCCGCCGCCCUGCCCGCCAUUGCUUUCCUGCCGGUGCAGACCGGGCGAGUGCCCAGCGCACUGCUCGUGAGGCGCAGCCUCGCUGGCCACCCCGUCCCCACCAACAUGACCGUGACGAUCCCGGCCUGA
Boeremia exigua is the source of this 237-nucleotide messenger RNA. RefSeq lists its product as uncharacterized. The coding region runs from base 1 to 237 and encodes 78 amino acids. The record is from RefSeq and is a predicted model, not a curated record. The transcript is spliced from 2 exons. NCBI's taxonomy places the organism in Eukaryota, Fungi, Ascomycota, Dothideomycetes, Pleosporales, Didymellaceae.